AUGGCCUACUUCACAGACCUGCACACCUACCUGCACCAGUCGUCGCUCCUCCUGCAAGCCUACCCUUCGGCACGGAUCACAACAAAAUAUGCUCUACCCCGGAAACCCAAUACGAAGGCCAAGUCAAGACCGAAGGCAUCCCGAGAGAAAGAUGACGCCCCGGCAACAGCUGGGACUACUGCUCCAUCGCAACCGCAAAGCAAACGGGAGCCUUCUGCUGUCCUCACCUUGAAAACAUACCACGCAGAAAGCGGAAUAUGCUUGAAAUACCGAACCGACAAGGCUGCCGAAGUUGGGAGGCUAUUGACUGGACUUGGGAGAUUGGCGAAGGGGGAGAUCAUUGAGAUGCCUGCUGCCCCUGUCUCUGCAGUACCAGGAACGGGAAUAGCUGUGGACGGCGAUAAGAUGGACGUUGAUGCCGGCUCAGUCGCUACAACUAACCAGAUUGAAGACAAAGUCGUAACAGCCCCGCCAGCCGUGACGCAUGGGAGUGGAGGGGGAAAGGGGAAAAAGAAGAAAGGGAAGAAGUGA
Messenger RNA from Fonsecaea erecta, 531 nucleotides. RefSeq lists its product as hypothetical. The transcript has a single exon. The record is from RefSeq and is a predicted model, not a curated record. Gene Ontology annotation, biological process: SRP-dependent cotranslational protein targeting to membrane. Lineage: Eukaryota; Fungi; Ascomycota; Eurotiomycetes; Chaetothyriales; Herpotrichiellaceae. The coding region runs from base 1 to 531 and encodes 176 amino acids. Gene Ontology annotation, cellular component: signal recognition particle, endoplasmic reticulum targeting.